This is a messenger RNA of Acanthoscelides obtectus, 8305 nucleotides long. NCBI's taxonomy places the organism in Eukaryota, Metazoa, Arthropoda, Insecta, Coleoptera, Chrysomelidae. The record is from the annotation of a GenBank genome assembly.
AAAUUGCCUGAGCUGUGCUAUCCAAACUGCUUUUCUGCUAAUGGCGGCAGGCGCCUUCCUCGUUGUAACCUCCCGACAAUUUCUCGUUCUACCCUGCUUUUCUCCUCUGGUUCAAAACUUCAUUUGGCGACGAAGGACCAUGUUAAUAAGCUUGUUAGCUUAUUUUUCUUUGCAAAUAUUGAACACCUUCAAUAAACUUUUUUACUUUAUUCUUAGGAAACGUGCAAGUCAGUACAUUUUUCAAUCUUAUGUCUAUAUAGUUCCGAGUUCUUCCGCGCGGUCAACAUCAGGUUAAUUUGCGGCGUUGCCACUGUGAAAAAGUUUGGCGCGGUUGCCAAAUAAAAUUCCAACAUUCUGCAAAAUUCAAAAAACAACAUACAAGUCCUUAACAAUCUGGUACGUUAUUUUGACAUUCUGUCUGGUUUUGAGAUAUUUUACUGUCUUUUUACUACUGUAGUGUGAAAUUUUAGAAGGAAACUCAAUGUGGUCUUUUAUCUUAGCAGUAACUUCAGAAGGAAGCACAUGUCUACAGGUGUUAUACUUGCCUCGUGAAUCUACUGGUGUCUUUCCUUCUUUUAGAAGCUUGUUUAUCCUUUGGAGACGAGAAUUGGAAAUAGCAUGCAACCUAAGAAAUGCUUUUUUACAUAAACGUUUUCUUUGGCCUUCUUGACUUAUCCAGUAUGAAAAUGUCGAAGUCUUCACACAAUUUUUGCUACUAUUUCGUCGCUUUGCUAUAGGCUUUACCUUCAUUAGACCCAUAAGGUAAGUAUCCUGCUGAUCUUUGCUUUCCAUUUCAAGUAACUUGGACAGUAUGACCUGUUUUACAUCCUCUGUUAUGUGUUCGGCGCACUUAUCACUGCAACUAACCAAAAUAUAUUAACACGUUCGCGACAAUGUGACCCAAGGGUGGGUCACAUCAUUACUUGUCAAGAGCCGUGCGCGCCCACCGGUGGGUCACGGUCUAAUGCAUAUAUCAUUGAACCUAAAACUAUACAGUUUAUUUGGGGGAAUAUAAUACUGCAGUGACGGCUAUGGAAAUGGUAUAUCUGUCUAGAUUCACCGUGGUUUUCGGAAAGGAACUGUGGAAACACUAAAGACACUUCUAGUUUAGAGAAAGUAUAUUUUAUGAUUCAAAAACUUAACUGAAACGUUAGAUUGUUCUUUUUUUCUGAAAAACACUAGAACAAUGAUAUAAGUAAAGAGAAAAAUACUAGCGAUAAAGUUUAAAAUAAUAUUACAAAAUAUAUAUUUUUUUUAGAUGUAGGUAUUAGAUAACAUAAAGUUCAGAAAAUAAAACAAAUUCUAAUAAUAUUACAUCUUACAAUACUAUUCCAGAUGUUUUUAAAGUAAAAAAAUCUAACUACUGAUACAAAUUACUUAGCCUAUUCGUGGAUUUUCUUGAAACACGGAAUAAUGUUGGCUGUCCGUUGCAGUCUUCGCAAAAUGUAAGGACCUUACUUGCUUGCGCCGAUGCCACUUUCCUACCUUUCUCAUCUUUGAGCAUCUUGUAGCAAUUAGAGCAUCUUUUUCUGCUUUUUCUCGCAUUUCCUUCAUAUUUCCCUAGCCUAUGGCUACUUCUGGCCCGUUUUCUCGAACUCGUAUUACCCGGAACAUCAUGCACUACUCUUAUUUCUCCAGCGGCCUCUAUAGAAUCGCCAUUUUCUUCUGUAUCGGAUAGCAAUCCAUCUAUAAGUUUUUCUCUAAAUCGUAGCAUGUCAAGUUUGUUUUUAGCUUGGUUGUGAGAGCUAUGUAUGACCCAUGCAUUGACAACACAUGUUCCGAGAAUAAUCUCAAAAAUAACCUUCUUAUACCACUUCACACUUUUUCGGAGGCAUGUGUAAUAAGAAGACAUCUGAUCUGAAAUGUCAACUCCUUUUUUGUCUUGAUUGUAAUCAAUGAUAGCGCGGGGUUUUAGUACUUCUUCACCUUGUCGGUUUUUACGUCCAGUUGGAAUCUGUUCAUCAGUGUGAUGUGGUACAGUACUUAUCAUUAGUACUUGCCGCUUAUCUACCCAUUUCAAGACACGAACCCCAUCUUCGUUCUGCUCGCCGUAAAUCUGUCCCUUUUUCAGCUUUUUAGCGCAUACAUCUUUAGGAUUUCCCUUUCUAUUAGGCCGGUAUUAGACUAUAAAAGAUCUUUGACAAAGGUAUUGUAUAAAAUAUUUUAGUAGGAUUUAUUUGAAGACAUUUUGUUUACAAAUUUUGAUAACCGUAUUAUACUACAUAAAAGCUUUUACAAUAUUUUUAGUUUAUCAUUAGGUACGAUGGAUGAGAAUCGGUUUGUUGCUUGUGCUGCUGCAAUAAGUGCAAUUAUGACGGUGUGUUUAUUGUUAAAAAAGAACAAAAAGAAACGACGCCUUUGGGUGAGGCCCUGGAUUGCUCGACGUGAACAACAAGGAAUUCAUCAUACCUUGCUUCGAGAACUACAAUUUGAAGAUUUAAAAAGUUACAUCAACUAUUUAAGAAUGGAUGAAGAUAGCUUCAAAUUUAUAGCAUCGAAGAUAUCACCAUUAAUUUCCAAACAAAACACACACUUGAGAAAUUGUAUUAGCGUAGAGGAACGUCUUAUGGUGACACUUCGUUUUCUAGCAACAGGGGAGAGUUAUAGAAGUCUACAAUAUAGCAGCCGUAUACCACAAUGCACACUGUCAGGCAUAAUCCCAGAGACAUGUGAAGCUAUUUACCAAGCGUUAAAGGGAGAUUUUCUGAAGGUACCCAGAACCGAGAAAGAAUGGUUAGAUGUUGCAAAGGACUUUGAAGAUAAAUGGAAUGUGUUCAAUACAAUCGGGGCGAUGGAUGGAAAACAUGUACGCAUUACCUGUCCAGAUAAAGGAGGAUCCCAUCAUUUUAAUUAUAAAUCUUAUCAUAGCAUUAUUUUGUUCGCACUUACGGAUGCCAACUAUAAAUUUAUCUACAUAGAUGUGGGGACAAAUGGUCGAAUUGGUGAUAGUGUCGUGUAUAAUAAAAGCAAACUUAAAAAAUGCCUUGCAGAUAACUCUAUUUUGAACAUACCUGCUGGUAAAAAUCUUCCGGGCGCUAAUAUUGCUACACCUUAUGUUGUCUUGGCAGACGACGCCUUUCCACUAAGUUACAAUGUUAUGAAACCUUACCCAUUAAAAAAUAUAACCAGAGAAGAAAAGAUUUAUAACUACCGAUUGUCUCGCGGAAGGAGAAUUGUUGAAAGUAGUUUUGGAAUAUUGGCAAGCUGGUUCAGGGUAUUUUUAACUACAAUCAAUUAAUGCCCUGAAAAAGUCACAAAGAUUGUACUUGCAGCCUGUACCAUACAUAAUUUGUUGAUUGACCGAAGAAAACAUCUGUAUACUUGCCAUGAGAUUAUUUCUAGAAGUAGGAAAGGACACACAUUUUUAGACGUUUUAAGUCAUGAAGAACUUCAAGAAUUGCAAACUCUAACCACUCAAACUCGUACUGUAGGGAAUCGCCAUGGUCGCGAAAUAAGGGAAAAUUUUAAAAUAUUUUAUAAUGGUGCUGGAAAAGUACCAUGGCAAGAAGAAUAUGCUUUAUUUUACUAUUCUGUAUUAACUUACAUCAUCUGGAGGUGCAAUAAUAUUCGUAGUGGAACUACCGUAAAGUGCCACAGACAUAUGUUUCUUCGGUUAAAAGGUCCUUGCAUAGUUUGACACUUGUAUAGAAGUUAUCCAUAAACAAAAUUCUUCCCGAAUGUUUAAGGUCUUGCAUUAAGUUCAUGCAUACAUUAUAAGUAUGCCCCUGCGUGUUCGUUGCUACAGUGGCAUCAUUUUUUCCUGCAUAAAUACGCAAAUCGUAAGUAUAACCUUCAGUCUGCAUAUUUUGUACAGUUUCACUCCGUAUUUGUCUGGUAAGUAUUGACGGAACACCAACCUGCCUCUCCAAGGUACCAUGCUCUCAUCAAUCACGACUUUCUGACCUGGAACAAGUGUCUCCUUGAACUGUUGACAAAUGAGGUUUACAACAUUUUUUAUUUUCGAGAGUCUGUUUUGGCCAGCUAGUGGAUCAUUGUUAUCAGAAAAAUGCAAGCAUUUCAAUAACUGGUCAAAUCUGUUGCGAUUCAUAUUUUUUUUAUUCGCUCAUUAGCGUACAUUUUAUCAUUUGACCAAUAUAGACUCAUUUUUGGUAGCUGAUUGAUCCCCAUUAUUAGCAAGAUAGCUAGAAAUUUUUUCAUUUCUGCUCUGUUAGUAUCUGUCCAAGUUUUCAACAGAGACCGUGGUCGCAGUGGCUUCGAUUGAAUGAUCUGAUGUGCGUAUCUGUUAGUUUCCUCCACUAUGAUGUCAAUGAUUGGAUCAGUAAUAAACUGAUUGUAGAUAGCGUAAGGUUGAGAUACAUCUAAAUUGUUAACUUUCAAACCCGUUUGUUCGCAGAACUGAAAAUUUAGAGGUAAUUUUGUAAAUGGUCCUCAUUUGGGAGGAUUUACUGUUGCUUUUAAGUCUGUAUCGCUUGACGAACUGUUGUCACUAGAGUAAUCGUCAGAACUGUUAUCAUCAGAAAUAGCAUUUUUCAUCACAUCCUGCUCAUCUGAGGGCCUAUAGGACUCUUCAGAAUCCUCAAAUGGGUCGGAUUCUGAGGAUGAUAGAUGUUCAAAUCUUCCUUGUAGUCCAGAAGUAGACGGACGUGGAUUUUCCGGAGAUGCUGCUGGCGGAUUUAGAUAUUCUGGGGAUGCUGCAGCUAGACUUAAAUUUUCUGUUGAUGUUGCAGGUGGGCUUAGAUUUUCCGGGGAUGCAACAGUCGGACUGUGAUGUCCUGAGAAUGCUGCAGACGAUCUUAGAUCUUCCCGGGAUGCUGCUUCUUGAACAAUUUGUUGAUCUGCUUUCUUUUUGGCAAGAGCCAGUAAUCUGUGGGAUCUGGAACUCAUUCUGGUCUGCUACUCUGAUCUGCUAUUCAAGAAUUAUCUGAAACAAAACAAUCUUAUGUAUUUGCCGCAUACUUACCUAUAUUUCCGUAACCCACCCGUGGGUCACAACGACUGCGAGGCAAAAUUUUAACUCAGGGACGUUGUGACCCACCGGUGGGUCAUACACAAAAACACUCAAAACUUAAAAAAACAAUACGUAGAUAUUGGAAUAGCAUUUAACUACAUUAAAAUGAACAAAUAUAACGGAAAAUAAACAACAAAAUAUUACACUUUUUGCAUUGAUACAUAAAACUAACCUCGUCGCGAACGUGUUAAAGUUAUAACAAAUUGUUCCAAAAUCAAUGUAAAUAACUCACUCUAUUUCUCCUACCAUUUUCUUAGGUAUGGUUUUCCCGCAUUUAUUAACAUACUCUUCACCUUUAAGGCGAGCUCGUUUUCUUUUAUUUUGCUUCCAUUCAUCAGGUUGCUUCCUUCGUUUUUUUAAGGACCUUUCUGGGGAACUAUCAUGAUCACUAUCAAUAUCGGACAUUUUGUAAUAUCGUGUUAUGAAAACCACUAACUUAUUGUAUUCAAAAUAAACAACAUGAUAUACCAACGAUACCAAUGCCUGUCGAUUACUGAAAAUGAAUUGCCAUUCACCUACCAGGAUCUACGGCUCAAUAUCGCGGUUGGGUGGGAGAACGGCACAUGCGCAGCACGUGUACUGUUCUUUCACUCAGCCCCAAAUUAAGCUGACUGCCACCGAACGUACGAGGCUCGUCGUUGUACCAUUCUUUCACUAUAUGAUGAGUCUUUGAGUUUCACACAAUUUGGGUAUCUCCGGUAAUAUUGCCAUUUUUGGCACUUGUAUCGUCCUUUCACUCACCGAUUUAAUUAUUCAUGGAUUAUCUGUCAGUACUCAAUGUUGCCAACCACACAACACAUUCUUGCUAGAAACAUUUUGAGCUUUUUUGUCUUUGAGGUUUUGAUUUCGUAGUUCUAUACUUGAAUUGAAAAGCUGUUUAAUAUACAUAAUGGAAAGGAAAACAAGGUUGAUACCAUUGAAUUUGACGUUCAACGUGGCAAAAAUUAGAACAAAUUCUAAUUUCGUGAAGAAAUCCACGAAGAACUUUAUGAAUUUAUUUGACGUCAAAUUCCUGUGUACACUUUUGAAAUUUGGCCAUGAACUGAAUUCAAGCAAAAAUCCGUGGAUUUAUUGUCAAUGUAAAACGGGUAUCAGGAAGUUCGAAUUCUUUUCAAUUUGGGCGUUUCUGAUGUUUGCAGCAGGGAUCGUAGAAAGAAGAAUGCAGUUGUUCGACUUGUAAGGAUAAUAAGUAUUAUUCUCGGAUGUAUAAGAGGACGAGAGGACGCUAAAAGUCAGAGAGGCAACAGUGUCGACGAAUUUUAUUUGGCAUUUACGGUGGAAAAGUUUGUUCCAUAUGGAGUAUAGAAGGAAAACGUUGAUCUAUCUUAUUAGUAUUUUGAAAUAUUGUUAUAUAUCAAAUAUUUAAAUUAUAUUAUGAUUUAAACAAAGUCUGCCUAAACGUAUGUUAUCAAGGCUACUAGAUAACCGAGAUGGGCGGUAUAUCCCUAAUUUGGUUAGGAGGAAAUGCCUACCAUUUAGUUUAAAUUGACAUGAGCGUAAAAUCUAUAUAUAAGAAGACAGUUUUUUUAUUCAAAACGAUUCGGGAGACAAAUAUUACUAGAACCCAGAUUAGAAUAGCCACAGUACAAGAAUUUGCAGACGUUUAUCCAGCUUGUCCAACUGGUUUAGGUGUGGUUGACUCACUAUCUUGACUGAGCAUCACAAAGUUGUCCGCUAUUGGCGGUACCAUUGUGAUAUUGGCAGAUGGAUCGGCUCCACAGCUCUUAGUGCUGCCGUUAGGUCUUCUAGGUCAGCUGUCUUUUUUUAAACGAUCCAAAAAAAUAUAUUUCUUUUAUAAAGCCUAUCUCUCUUUUAUUUUAAUAUAUUGACUACAUUUCGCACGAAAAUCUACAUUUGAUGAGAGGGAAUAUAUUCCCUAGAAAGUUGUUCCAGAAACCGAGAUGGGCGGUAUAUCCCUAAUUUGGUUAGGGCCGGUUUAUCAAUGCAUGGUUAAAUAAAUCAACUAGUAGUUAAAAAUAAUCUGACGGUCAAAAUGUUUAUCCACCGGCAGUUAAAUAUUAACCAACAGUUAAACCCGUGUGAAACCUGACCGCAACUUGGAUGUUCCAGUUACGAGCGAUAACUAGCAGUUAGGAUCUGAAGCAUGCGCAGAUUGCAGACUUCUUCUUGUUUUGAUAUGUCAUUCUUGUCAUUUUAACCUCAAAAAGUCUGUGUCAAAACGUAAGCAAAAACAAGGUUUUUGUAAAGAAUUAUUGUUUGAAAAUCAAGUGAAAACUUUGAAAUAUGUUGGGUGAUAUUGAUGCUAUGUUCGAUGAUGAUGAUGAUGCGGAAAUAGUAGAGUUUUUAGAAUAUGAAAGGAGGCCCUAUAUUGUACGAGAAAGAGAAGACUUCUUCCAUUCAUUGGACGACAUAGAUUUUUUUGUGAGGUUCCGCUUGAAAAAAAUUACGGUUUUAUAUAUUUUAUCUCUCAUCGAGGAAGAACUCGAAUCUGUUACCGACAGAAAUCAUUCUAUUUCACCCAUCAAUCAGUUAUUACUGACUCUACGCUUCUAUGCUACGGGAAACUUCCUACUAACUGUUGGUGAUUUCAUCAAAGUUAGUAAGAGCUCUGCCUCAAAAAUAGUGAAGAAGGUGUCUGAGGCAAUAGCUACCUUCUCAGGUAGAUUUAUAAAAAUGCCAAGUAAUGAUGAGGAAAUAAGGAAAGCCAAAAGUAGCUUUUAUGAGAAAGCACAUGUGCCUAGAGUGAUUGGAUCCCUUGACUGCACACACAUAAAAAUUCAGAGGAAAUAAUGCAGAACUAUUUCGCAAUCGAAAAGGCUAUUUCUCCAUCAAUGUACAAACCAUUUCAGCCCCCAAUCUAAAAAUAUUAGACAUUACUGCACGCUGGCCUGGAAGUCAACAUGACCAGAUAAUUUUUGAUAAUUCAUCAAUAAAAAGUAGAUUGGAAAGAAAUGAAUUUGGCAAUAGCCUUUUAGUAGCAGACAGUGGUUAUGCAAAUUCAAUGCAUGUAAUAACACCACUUUUGGAAGCAAGAACACAAGUCCAACAACUUUAUAAUGAAGCUGUUACAAGAACCAGAAAUCCUGUGGAAAGGCAAUACGGUUUGUGGAAACGACGAUUUCCAGUUCUCUCAACAGGGUUGAGACUAAAAUUACAGACAACCCUUACAGUGAUCGUUGCCACAGCUGUGCUGCAUAAUAUAGCAAUUGACCAAAAUGAAGAGCAGCCCCCUGAUAUUCCAAACUUGGAUGAAAACAUAAUCAAUUAUGAAGAAGAUAUCAGUGUUGAUCCUCCUGAAAAUAACUUCAUGAAUGCCAGGGAACUGUUAUUAAGUGAAUAUUUUCCAGGGCUUUUAAAUUAAUUCUUUACUUGUAC